Molecule: messenger RNA, 2486 nt
Organism: Carassius gibelio (silver crucian carp)
Lineage: Eukaryota; Metazoa; Chordata; Actinopteri; Cypriniformes; Cyprinidae
Gene: loxl5b
Product: lysyl oxidase-like 5b
Exons: 7
Coding region: 109-1422 (437 amino acids)
Biological process (GO): peptidyl-lysine oxidation
Molecular function (GO): copper ion binding; protein-lysine 6-oxidase activity
Source: RefSeq, a predicted model, not a curated record
UCCGGACUAUGCCGUUCACGCGCCUCAGAGUGCAUCAUCCACUGGCAGAGGAACAUCUGUGCUGGGAGCCCAUAUCAGUGACCGUCCAGCUCUAAAAUUCAUCUCAAGAUGCCAAACCUGCUUUUGGUUUUCUAUUUACUUCAAGGACUUGAUAACUUUAUCAGCGCGCAACACUCCGCGCGCUGGAGGAACCGGAUCCAAUGGGUGAAUAACGGCCAGGUGUUCAGUUUAAUGAGUACCGGCUCGGAGUACCAAGCACCGGUGGCGUCCAGAAGACAGUCCAGGACAGACAGGACCGCGCAAAUUCGAAUGGACGCGUCCGAUCCUGCGAGCACUAAUAGCGGCAGCACCGCGCUCUUGGGUCAGGACCGCAUGCAAUACAUCGCGGCCAACAGCCGCGCGCCUGGCGCCAGACAAAUGCAGGUGCGUCAGCGGCUCAGAGCGCCUCCAGGAACCAGAUCCACCGCCUCCGCUCCGUCUGAAUACUCCGGCGGCGGAAUAACCCCGGCACACGGGUAUAAUAGCGCACGGAGGACUCCAGCGGUUACCAAUCUCCAACACCUGGAAGCACCCAGAGAGAAUUCAAACACUUUAUCUAACGGAAGCUAUAAUGAAGCGGGGAUCCCCAGAGCGCAAACUCCAAAUGUGGAGCAGGGAACCACGUCUGAAAGUAUGGCAGGAGAUGAUCCGCGAAGAAGGAAUACAGUUUUCUAUAACAUCUACCCGCCUGGAGGCAGGACGGUCAUCCCGCGCCGCCCGCCGCCUGGCACCGGUUACGGCACCAGAUACUUCCAAAACGGUCUUCCUGAUCUCGUGCCAGAUCCAUAUUCCAUCCAGGGAGGUUCAUACAUCCAGCGCGUCCAGAUGUACGCGCUCCGGUGCGCGGCGGAGGAGAACUGCCUGGCGCGAUCUGCAUACAGACCCACAGUCAGAGACAUCGACUACAGGGUUCUGCUGCGCUUCCCACAGAAGGUCAGAAACAUGGGAACGACUGACUUCCUGCCCGUCAAACCCAGACAUCAGUGGGAGUGGCACAGCUGUCAUCAGCACUAUCACAGCAUGGAUGCGUUCAGUCACUAUGAUCUGCUGGACAUCAACACCGGACUGAAGGUCGCUGAGGGUCACAAGGCCAGUUUCUGUCUGGAAGAUACGGGCUGUGAUCCUGGAUUUCACCGCAGAUACGCCUGCACCGCACACACACAGGGUUUGAGUCCAGGCUGCCACGACACAUACGCUGCCAACAUCGACUGCCAGUGGAUCGACAUCACAGACGUCCCUCCUGGAAACUACAUUCUCAAGGUCACAGUCAAUCCUGACUUCCUGGUGCCCGAGUCUGACUUCUCCAACAACGUUGUGCGAUGUGAGGUCAUUUACACCGGCGUUUACAUCCAAACCAGAAACUGCGUCUUAACUGGAAUGUAAAGCCCUUGGGUCGGAGGUGAUUUUUAAAGGCCUAUAUAAUAGGUUUAAUUAUAGGAAUUUAAUUCAAAGCUUUUUUUAGUAACUUGAAACACUCUGUAUAGUUGUUGGAGUAAUAUUUAUGACUAAUGUACUGUAUCUAUUUUAGAUGAGUUUGAUUUCUUGCCCUAGUGCAAGCAAUUUUAAGUCAAAUCAACAUGUUUUUGUGGUGUUUGCAUUAUAAUAGAAUGUAAUUUUACAUUUAUUUUAAAUGAAGAACUAUUAAUGAAUAGAUCAGUAUUUUAGUGUUUGUAUUUAUUGCAUAGGUUAUGAAAAAUAUAAACAUAUUUUAAACUAAGAUAAUAUUGAGGGAUUAUUUUAGCUUUUUGUUAGAUGGUGGUGGAGUGGUUUACUCCAGCGCAGAUCACUAGUGUAAAAUAUACACUAUUAAAGAGGUUGUUUCGGUUGAUGUUUCUGUCUUUAACAUCUUGAAAUGUUUGUUGCGAGCUUCCCUUGUCUUUGCCUUGAUUAUAAUACUCCUUCCAUGAAUGCUGGACUUGGAUGGAUGAGGUGUAAAUGCAGAGAAUGUAAUAGAGAAAAUGGAUUGGGGUUGUUUUUUCUAAACUCUUUCUUCAUUGAAUCACGAGUUCAUUAAAUACAGAAUGCGUUCAAAUGAGCUCUCUGUUGAGAUGUUUAAAAAAGAAAGACGUGUAGAUGUGGGACGAAACAUUCCCAAGCACCAAAGGAAUGAGAGUUGAGAUCAAAUCGAGCCAAAGAUAUCAGAGUCUGAGACGUUUUACUGCCUCCUUCGGUAUUUACUGCACAGGAGAGGAAAAGUUUAACUGGGUCGAACCGUCUGGAUGAAAAUCCUCACACUCGAUAUCUGUCUGAUCAUGACUUCUGACUUCUAGAUUGUAUUUAAUAUUUUAUAAUGAGCAAAAACUAUUUCUUUUUUCAAGCUUUACAAACUCUGAGAUUGAAACGGAGAAAACUGCAGACAUAAAUAGGAUAAACUUUCCCUUUUCUGAGUAUUUAUAUGCAGUUCACCUAAUAUUUAACUUCCUCUAAAGACAAACAGUCGGUGCAUG